CUCUAUAUGUAUAUAUAUGUAUACAAUAACAGAAGAAGAGAAAAAGAAAACCAAAUUUCUUUCUGAACACUGAGCCUUUAAUUGGCAUAGUAUAAGCCAAUUCAUUUCGCCAUUUCCCCUUCCUUCUUUUUUCUCUGAUAUUUUCAGCUUUUUUUUUUUUGUUGAUUCCUUUCAAAGACUGAGAUUCUGGUUCUGUAUCACAAGGCAGUCACACAGUUUUUCAAGUGAUGCCACCGCGAGGGGAAGAAGACUCUGGAGAUAAGAUCUAGUGGAGAAGAAGAAAGACCAGAGAAAGACGACCAAAGUUUGAGAAAACAUGUCUUGUAAUCACGCCAUGGCUUUCUUCCCUGCAAAUUUCAUGUUCCAAAACCCUCACGAAAGCGAUCACCAGCCACAACCUCCUCUCGUCCCUCUGCUCCCUUCUUGUAGUAUCCCUCAAGACUUCCAUGGAGGAGUUGCGUCGAUUCUGGGAAAAAGAUCAAAGAUGAACACAUAUUCAGAGAGCACGAGCAACUUCGGGGGCUGUUGCGAUGUAGAGACAGGAAACAUGAACGGAGAAGAAGAGAUGCUGUCGGAUGAUGGGUCGCAGAUAGGAGAGAAGAAGAGGAGACUGAGCGUGGAGCAAGUGAAAACACUCGAGAAUAGCUUCGAGCUUGCGAACAAACUCGAACCUGAACGAAAGCUGGAGCUUGCUAAGGCAUUGCAUCUCCAGCCCAGACAGGUCGCCAUUUGGUUCCAGAACAGAAGGGCUCGCUGGAAAACCAAACAGCUCGAGAGAGAUUACGACUUGCUCAAACGACAGGUUGAGAUCCUCAAUGCUGAGAACGAUUUUCUCAGAACCCAGAACCAAGAACUGCACGCCCAGAUAGUGGCACUCAAAAGCAGAGAAUCGACAGAAUCAAUCAACUUGAACAAAGAAACUGAAGGCUCUUGCAGUAACAGAAGCGACAACAGUUCCAACAACAUAAGACUGGACAUAUCGGCGGCUCCGCCGGAGAUCGACAGCCCGCCGGAUGCUCCUCCACCGCCGGUAACCGGAAGACACUUCUUCCCUCCGUCCCCGGCCGCCGCUACAGCCACAGUCUCCGUCGUGACCAACACCACGACCAUGGAGUUCUUCCAGGGCUCGUCCUCAGGACAAAGCAUGGUCAAAGACGAGACCAGCAUCGGCAACAUGUUCUGCAACAUCGACGACCACUCUGGGUAUUGGCCAUGGAUUGACCAGUCACAGUUCAGCUGAACCAUGCGGACUUUUAUCUUUUUUCUCAUGCAAUCUUUCAAAACUUGAAAUAUUUUAUUACGUUAAUUUGCAUUUUUUUGUUUAAUGGUUAAUAUCCAAAUACCACCGAGCUGUCGCGAUGAGAUGUAAAAAAAAGAAGAAGAAGGUGUUAGCCGUUUUAUAUUAUAAUCAUCAUCGUCAUAUUAUAA
Tarenaya hassleriana is the source of this 1428-nucleotide messenger RNA. Its product is annotated as homeobox-leucine zipper protein ATHB-13-like. Gene Ontology annotation, biological process: positive regulation of DNA-templated transcription. The transcript has 3 exons. Gene Ontology annotation, cellular component: nucleus. Gene Ontology annotation, molecular function: sequence-specific DNA binding; DNA-binding transcription factor activity, RNA polymerase II-specific. NCBI's taxonomy places the organism in Eukaryota, Viridiplantae, Streptophyta, Magnoliopsida, Brassicales, Cleomaceae. The coding region runs from base 317 to 1240 and encodes 307 amino acids. The record is from RefSeq and is a predicted model, not a curated record.